AUGCCGACAGACGGUUUGAAGAAGAGGAGGCACAGUAUGGAAAUCAACAUUUCCGGGGUGCUGUUAACCGAUACUCCCAUCAACAAACUCAGUACAGAGAUACUCGUCAACAUCUUCUCCUUGAAUGGUCAUGCUGAUGCCUGUUACAUCGACCUGAUAAAUACCGCUAUCGACGACAUUGUACCCACACCCGAGCAUGAAGCAGCUCUAACUGUCACCCGGAGUAGUUCCCAAGUGUGUCACCACUGGAGGGAAAUACUUCUCGAUUCGCCAAAAAUUUGGGCCACCAGCCUAGACCUUCACUGCCUUGAUCAAGCUAGUGACGAAUGGAGGAACGAAGUCCUGCGACGAACCGGCAAUCGCUUGCUCACAGUCGUCGGUACUUUGACUGGCGAAAAGCAUUAUCUUGACUUUUUCAAAGAAAUUCUGGCCAAUCACUGGACUCGAAUUCGUCGUUUGUUCUUAUGUGGGAGCGCCCUCAAAUCCGAGCUCUGGGCCGCCCUUCAACGCCCUUCACCGAAUAUGGAGCUUUUGGCUCUCGGGAUGAUCUUCCAUGGUGUGAAGGCCGACGAGAAUGACGUAUUUCUCGGAGAUUACGCCCCUCGACUGGUCGGGUUUCGUGCCCGUCGUUUUAUUGACCCUGACCUCAGCUGGUACCGCAAUAUCAGGGAAGUUUGGGAUCUUCCAAUCGACGUAUUCAACGUUCCAGAGUUGCUGCACCUUUUGAGCAACAUGAAAUAUCUUGAACUGCUCAAACUUUCUGGACAUGUAUUCCUCGAGGAAUCAGACGACGAAGAUGGCAACAUAAGCAGUGUUGGUCCUGUUAGCAUCCCCAGCCUUAAAUUCCUUUCGCUGUUUGGUACUGCACCUUUCUCUUUCAUCCCAAUUUUACUGCUACUCGUACCCGCCCCAAACUGCGCCCUGCAACUUGAAGGCAAUUGUGAAGAGAACGUGUCGGCAGACGAGCUCGAAGGUCUUGCAGCGGCCCUGUCCACAUUUUUCCAUAAUUCGCCCCAGAAAUGGUCACACCUCGGGUAUGGGUUACAGGAGUCAAUGUGCCAUCUCAAUUUGGACCCGACUAGGUCGGAUUUUCGCCCUUUCGUAUCGAUCCACAACAUCGACAAUGAUUGGGAUGAGAGCCACUUCCCUUGUUUGAUACUAAAGGCGCUCCCUCCAAAGCAAGUCUCUAUGGUUAAGGAAGUUUCUCUAAGUUUCAGUUACCUUCCUUCAGUCACAAGCGUUCUUGAAGAGUUCUUGGACCGACUCCUGAAGAUGGAACUUCUUUCGAUUGAUAUGGGGACAUUGGGGGUCCUAAACGAGUUGCUGGAGGAUCGCAAGGAGGUAGGGUGCCAUCCUUUCCCCUGCUUGGGCACCGUUUCCAUACGCUGGGAGGAGAAUGAUUCGCUUGCCAGGGAUGGCCCAUUACACCAAUUUCUGUCUCGGCGCCGGGAUGUUGGGUCGCGUAUUAGAAUUCUUCAGGUCCACAAUUAUCAAGGCAAUCCCGAGUUGCUGGUGACAUUAGCUAAGAUGUUUGAGACGAAACUCGAGUUAGGGGAUGGGGACAUAUGGUCGGAACAAGUACUUUUCCCGUCUGAAAUCGACUACGAAUCCGCAAUGGCGGGAAUCGUCAACGAGCUUGACCUGCUCUAG
Molecule: messenger RNA, 1650 nt
Organism: Psilocybe cubensis
Lineage: Eukaryota; Fungi; Basidiomycota; Agaricomycetes; Agaricales; Agrocybaceae
Exons: 1
Coding region: 1-1650 (549 amino acids)
Source: RefSeq, a predicted model, not a curated record